Molecule: messenger RNA, 1480 nt
Organism: Cyprinodon variegatus (sheepshead minnow)
Lineage: Eukaryota; Metazoa; Chordata; Actinopteri; Cyprinodontiformes; Cyprinodontidae
Product: DNA polymerase delta subunit 3-like
Exons: 10
Coding region: 3-1232 (409 amino acids)
Biological process (GO): nucleotide-excision repair, DNA gap filling; DNA synthesis involved in UV-damage excision repair; DNA replication
Cellular component (GO): delta DNA polymerase complex; nucleus
Molecular function (GO): DNA-directed DNA polymerase activity
Source: RefSeq, a predicted model, not a curated record
AAAUGUAUGUAAAAUGGGUUUUCAGGAUGCUUUACCACUAUCUGGAGCACAAGAGGAAGGAGAGCUCACCUCAGCUCCACGCCACCUACCUCGUGUCUGGAAAGCUGGAGGGAAAUGGUCAAACUUGUCACCACGUGUCUCUAGUCAGAGAGGACCAGUUGGAAGAUUUUAAAUCUAAGAUGAGCUUGAUCGUAAGCGUUCACGUCUACAGCGUGCAGAAAGCUUUGCUCAAAGACAGCGGCCCCCUCUACAGUGUCGACUAUGAUGCUGUCAAAGACAACCUGAAGAACUGCAGCAAAUACAGCUCCAUCCGAUGCACCAAUGCGGUGCCCAUGUCGGCUGCAGAGCUGCAGCAGUUCCAGGAUGUUCAGCGAGCUCCUCCACCCGUGCCUGAGAGCAAAACCUCUGUAACGAACGGGAACUCCAGUACGGCAUCCAAACCCUCAAGUAAACCGCAGAAAGGCAUCAUGGGAAUGUUUGCAAAUAAAUCUGCUCCCAAAAGCCAGGAUAACAGCAAAGAAGUGAAAUCUGAACAAAAAGAAGAAUCCUCCUCUGUGACAGAGGCAGUGAAAAGCAAACAAGCAUUGAAGUCUAAUCCAGUGGCCAACUUCUUUGGAACUCAGACAAAAAAACCUGACAAACCAGCGAAGAAGGAGGAGGAGGUGGUCGCAUUGGAGCAGCAGCAUCAGAGAACGGCACCAGAGGAAGAACAAGAACCUGCAGCCAUGCAAUCGCACAAGGAAACAAAGAGCGACUCUAGGAGCAAAACAAAGCGAACCGAAGUGUCUGAUAGUGAGGAGGAGAUAAUGGAGAAAAAAAAGAGACGAAGGAUCAAGAGACCAGAACCAGACAGCAGUGAUGAAGAUGUUAUUCCAGAUUCUCCUCCUCAGCUGAAAACAAAGGAGAAAAGUCCUGAAAAGGAGCCAGAGGCUGUCAGGCCUUCACAUGCGAGCUCUGAAACCAAAAUAAGGAAGAGGAGAAAAGUCCUAAAGUCUCGUACAUUUUUGGAUGAUGAAGGAUGCAUAGUGACGGAAAAAGGAUAUGUGAGCGAAUCUUACUCUGAAACAGAAGAUGACUUUCAAAGCACCAAACAAGCUCCACAUGCAAGCAUCAAAGCGAAGACGACAUCGAGCAGCAAAGAUGAUGAGAAAAAAUCUCACAAGAAAUCUUCAGCAAGUUCAAACAAAGGAACUAAACAAGCUUCCAUUAUGGGAUUUUUCCAAAAGAAAUGAGAGAAAUUUCUGCUGGACUCUUGGUUUGCCGACUUCCUAAAAAAAGAUGUUUAGCUAAACUGACCUUAGCUCAGAUUGACUUAUCGGUCUCCAGUCUUUAAACACGUCCAGUUUAGGAUGAUCGAUCUAACUAUUCACUGUAGACUCAUUUCCAAUUCAAUAAACAUGAAACUUUAAUGUGAUUGUCGUGUGAUUUGUGGUGUAAAACACGACUGUCCACCUUUGCUUUUGUUUGUAUUGCAGAAAUC